AUUUUCCAGGAUGCAGUGCGAGGCUACGCAGAUCACGUGAGUCUGUCAACAUGAGUGGGCUCUGCUGGCCAGGGAAGCAGUUGGAUGAACGCGAGCCGUGACUGCAAUUAUUCAUAUUCAAUUCUCGUAAACUAGCUAUUUUUUAACUUUCUUUAAAGCAACGAGGAAUCAGGGCACCGGACAACGCAGAAAAGGAAAUGUUAAGUUUGCUAGCCGAGUUAGCUUAAUAUAACUGAGUAGCUAGCUUGGGGUCUAGCUAGGUGUAGCAUCUGGAUUUCAUUUUUACUAUGGACGCUUGUCUCUCGCCUGAAUAUCACGUGUGGUUGACAUGCAUUGUACAACACAUAUAAAACAAGUAGCACCUGCCCUUUGUGUCUAGAGAAGCUGCAUGGCAGCUAUGACUGCAUGUAUGUGUGUAGCAUGAGUGUGCGCCUGGACGGGAAAAGAUGCCACCCUCUUUCACCGAGCACUGUCCGGCUUAUCCCAUCGAUUAGCUGACCGACACUUGCUGGAGAGGACUGGGAAGCUACCGUGUGUGAGAAGCUAUUAUCAAUUACUCUCGUGCUGCUCGUCUGUCCCAUGGCUGCUGUCGGCGGUGUGAACAUGCUCGGUCCUGCAGGGCUGCCGCCCGCCAUGUCCUUCACCAACACCUCGGUGUCCGACAGCCCGGCGCCGGGUACCGAUACUCGGGGCUGCGAGAAUGGAGCCCUAAUGGACUCGUUUGGGAUUUUCUUGCAAGGACUCCUGGCUAUGAUGGCUUUCAGCAUACUGAUGCUGAAACGCUUCAGGGAGCCAAAGCAUGAGAGGAGACCCUGGAGGAUCUGGUUCCUGGACACCUCGAAGCAGGCCAUUGGGAUGCUGUUUAUCCACUUUGCUAAUGUCUACUUGUCAGACCUCACGGAAGAGGAUCCUUGCUCACUAUACCUCAUUAACUUCCUGUUGGACGCUUCUCUGGGCAUGCUGCUGAUCUAUGCCGGGGUGAGAGCCGUCAGUGCUAUCGUAGAGUGGAGGCAGUGGGAGUCUCUGCGUUUUGGGGAAUACGGAGAGCCGGUGCAGUGCACAGCGUGGUUGGGCCAGUGCAUCCUCUACAUCCUCAUCAUGAUGUUUGAGAAAGUCCUCAUCAUGCUGGUCCUCCUCAUCCCUCAGUGGAAGAAGCUGGCUCUCCUCAACCCCAUACAGAACCCAGACCUGGAGCUGGCCAUCGUCAUGCUCAUCGUUCCGUUCUUCGUCAACGCCCUCAUGUUCUGGGUGGUAGAUAAUUUCCUCAUGAAGAAGCACAGGACAAAAGCAAAGCUGGAGGAGAGAGAGGAGGACUCGCGGGGGAACAGCAAGGUGCGCUACAGACGAGCUCUGUCCCAUGACGACUCCGAGUCCGAGAUCCUUUUCUCAGCAGACGAUGAAAUGGACGAGUCGGACGAAGACGAUAUUCGCCGGCUCACCGGCAUGAAGACGGUGAAGAAGAAGAAGCUUCGCAUGGGGAUCCCUGUUUGACCCGUGACCACAGGGUCAGAUUUCCUCUGGUAGCUGCUCACCUCGCAUAUACACUCCCCUUCCCUCCACAGAUGCCCUUCGACGACAGAAGAAAGUACUGUAACUGAAUUCCCUUUACGGUGACUCCUGGAGGACGGCCAACCUGGGAUUUCAUUUGACUCACUGGGAGACAUUCGUUCAAUUCGCCGGGUUCUUCGGAUCCCUGUUGCAUUUUGACAUGGCACAUCUGGGAGUUUCGGAAAAGGAAUCCACCAUGAACAACUGAAAUAUCGUUGAGUCCUUAAUGUACGUGUAAUAGGAAACCGGUAACACUGGUUUAAUAAGUUUUGGACUUCAGUGUGUGUGGUUGUGACAGUAAAAGGCCACAAGGAACAUCAUGCAAAGAAACUGUCCUAUGGGUUUGUUACCUUUGGUAUUCAAACGUUUCCAUUAAGGUGAUUGUAUUCCUGAUGUUUAUGUAAAUGUUUUUUCACAUAGAUGUACCACCAUGGCCGUGUGUGUGUGUGUGUGUAUGUGCAGGGCUGUCCCUGGCCAACAUGAGGCCCCACGCAAAGUUAUAUGAUGAGGCCCUCUGUUUCGCGAGCGUCGACGGGGGACGGGGGGUGCUAGUGGAGCCUUGCAGCGGCGAAACCGUGCCGCGCCACACUCAUUUCGGCUCAGUUGAGGCACCCUCCGCAAGGUGAGGCCCCAGUCUGCAUGGUCGCCCUGUAGGGAGGUGUGUGUGUGUGUGUGUGUGUGUGUGUGUGUGUGUGUGUGUGUGUGUGUGUGUGUGUGUGUGUGUGUGUGUGUGUGUGUGUGUGUGUGUGU
Molecule: messenger RNA, 2298 nt
Organism: Gymnodraco acuticeps
Lineage: Eukaryota; Metazoa; Chordata; Actinopteri; Perciformes; Bathydraconidae
Gene: stimate
Product: STIM activating enhance
Exons: 9
Coding region: 580-1491 (303 amino acids)
Biological process (GO): activation of store-operated calcium channel activity
Cellular component (GO): cortical endoplasmic reticulum; membrane
Molecular function (GO): calcium channel regulator activity
Source: RefSeq, a predicted model, not a curated record